Molecule: messenger RNA, 3123 nt
Organism: Lycium barbarum (goji berry)
Lineage: Eukaryota; Viridiplantae; Streptophyta; Magnoliopsida; Solanales; Solanaceae
Product: protein SMAX1-LIKE 3
Exons: 3
Coding region: 408-3047 (879 amino acids)
Source: RefSeq, a predicted model, not a curated record
CCUGACACAUAAAAUAAAAGUUCAAACUUAUUAACUCCUCACUACCUCCAACCUUAUAUUUCUCUCUUCUCUCUCAAACAAUACAAUCUUACUCUAGAUUUCAGCUUUGAUGUCUACACAAUCCUCUAUCCAAGAUAGACAUAUAUAAACCUAAUUCUUUGAGGUUGAAUAGGGUUUAAUUUCUCUUUUGUAAUUCAUUCCGUCUAUUGAGGUCUUGAAUCCCAUGUUAAAUCUUAACUCAAUCAAGUCACAUAAGCCUUGUUUAUAUGAGUGCAACUUUUAAUUCUCUACUCAUCAGGAAACCAAGACUUUGAUCACAAGGGUCUAUACACCUUAGCUUAAUUAACCCUAGCUCAAAAAAUUAGCCAACUUUCUUCUUCCUUAAUUUCUUGAUCAAGUAGUUAAAAAUGAGGAGUGGAGGUUGCACAGUGCAACAAGCUCUAACAUCAGAGGCAGCAAAUAUAGUAAAACAAGCUGUGGUGCUAGCGAAACGUCGCGGCCAUGCCCAAGUGACACCUCUCCAUGUAGCCAACACCCUACUCUCUUCUUCUUCUGGCUUACUUAGGAAAGCAUGUCUCCAGUCUCAGACUCAGUCUCAGUCUCACCCCCUUCGUUGUAAAGCCCUUGAGCUUUGCUUCAACGUGGCCCUCAAUCGCCUUCCUACAUCUUCCUCUUCUUCUAGUAGCCCCAUGUUAUUAGGCCCUUAUAAUCCUCAUCAGAAUCAACAUCAACAUCAACAUCAACAUCCUUCCAUUUCUAACGCGCUUGUGGCCGCCUUCAAGCGUGCUCAAGCUCAUCAGAGGAGAGGGUCAAUAGUAGAGAAUCAUCAUCAACAACAACAACAACAACCUCUUCUGGCUGUGAAGAUAGAUCUUGAGCAACUCAUUAUUUCUAUCUUGGAUGAUCCUAGUGUGAGUAGGGUCAUGAGAGAAGCUGGCUUUUCUAGUACUCAAGUCAAAACCAAUGUUGAACAAGCUAUAAUUUCACUAGACCUCAUCUGUACUACUUCUCAAAGUCCUUCUCCUUCAAGUAAGCCCAAAGAAAACAACAACAACAACAACCAUGUAUUCCUUUCUCAUGAUCAAAGUGGUGGAUUAUUAAAAGCAAGUUGCAACAAAGUAAGUAGUACUCCUAAUUCUUUUGCACAUGUUAAAGAUGAGGAUGUGAUGAGUGUCGUGGAAAGUCUAAAGAACAAAAGGAGGAAAAGUAUUGUGAUAGUUGGUGAAUGUAUUGACAGCUUAGAAGGAGUGAUUAAAGGAGUGAUGGAUAAGGUUGACAAUAUAAAUGGAGAUUUUACUAUUGAUGAAUCUUUGAAGGAAAUUAAACUCAUAAGUGUCCCUCUUUCAAGUUUUGCUAAUCUCACAAGAGAAGAAGUUGAGCAAAAAAUAGGAGAAUUGACUUGCCUUGUGAAAAGUCUAGUGACCAAAGGAGUUCUUUUGUACUUGGGAGAUCUCAAGUGGAUUACUGAUUAUAGGGCUAAUAGUAACAAUAAUUCAAGUUACUACUAUUCUGUGGAACACAUGAUCAUGGAACUCGGGAGAUUGGUUUGUAGUAUUGGUGAAAAUGGAAAAUUUUGGCUUGUGGGAAUUGCAACAUUUCAAACUUACAUGAGAUGCAGAAAUGGUCAUAAUUCAUUGGAAUCUAUUUGGGGCCUGCAUCCUGUUACUGUUCCUACUGGCAGUUUGGGCCUGAGUCUCAACUCUGACAGUGAUACACAACUUGAACUUAGACGCAAGGCAUCUGAAAAUGGAUCUUGUGGGAUGAUUAUUGAUAGUGGAGAUCAUUAUCAUGAGAAACAAUUGACUUGUUGCGCUGAUUGCUCUUCCAAGUUCAAAGUAGAAGCAUUGAGCUUACAACAAAACAAUGCUUCUAAUAUUGAAUCUUCAACAUUGUCCUCAAAUUUACCUUCAUGGCUUAAAGAUGAGAGGCAAAGACUUAAUAGUAAUCAUCAUCAUGAACAGAAGAAUGUGUCAAUUGAACAACUCUGCAAGAAAUGGAAUUCAAUAUGCAACUCGUCUCAUAAAAAAACCAAGAUGUUUGAAAGAAGUUUAACCUUUCCUUCUUCAACAUCGCCUUCUUCAAUAUUCAAUUCGCCAUUUCUUGAUCCAGAAGUACACACAUGGAGGGAGAAAAAUGAUAAUACACGCGAAACAAGUCUGAGAAUCUACAUUCCUGAGCACAGUGAUGGUGAGCCUAGAAACGCAUUUUCUUCAAGUAAUCCGAAUUCUACUCCUAAUUCCGCUUCCUCAAGUGAUCAAAUCAUGGAGAUGGAUUACUAUACUUCAAUGUUUAAGGAGUUCAAUUUAGAAAACUUGAAGAUUCUUACCAAUGCAUUGGAGGAGAAAGUGCCAUGGCAGAAAGAGGUCAUUAGAGAAAUUUCAGGGACAAUAUUGCAAUGUAGGUCAGGAAUGAUAAAAAGAAAUGGUGAAAUCAAAGAGGACACUUGGUUAUUUUUCCUAGGCAAUGAUGUUCAAGCAAAAGAAAAAAUUGCAAGGGAAUUGGCUAAGGUUGUGUUUGGUUCUUAUUCGCGAUGCACAUCGAUUGCUCUGAGCAGUUUUUCUUCCAUGAAGUCGGAUUACAAAAGGUCGCGAGAUGAACAAAGUUGUAGCUACAUUGAGAGAUUUGCACAAGGGGUUUCUUCGAAUCCUCAUCGCGUUUUCUUCGUGGAGGAUGUGGAACAAGUGGACUAUUGUUCUCAAAGGGGAAUCAAGAAGGCAAUUGAAAGAGGGAAAAUUACAAAUUCAAGAGAUGAAGAAGUGAGUCUAAGGGAUGCCAUUAUCAUUUUGAGUUGUGAUCAUGAGAGUUUUAUUAGUUCUAGGUCAUCAAGAGGUGUUUCUCCUUGUGAUGGAUCAGACAAUGAGGAAAUUAAAGGGGCAAACGCAAUGGAGGAAACUAGGAGUAUUAGUCCUAAUUGUGUUUCUUUGGAUUUAAACAUCUCAAUUGAUGACCAUGAAACUAGUGUUGAUGAUCAACAGUACAAUCUUGAUGAUAUUAGGCUUCUUGAUAGAGUUGAUAGAUGCAUUAUGUUUAGAAUUCAAGAAAUGUAGGAGAAUCAAUUAAUUAAACGCCUUAUGUAUGAUUAUGUGAUGAGAAAAUUUUCCUUAUCCUUGUCACUUUUCUGUG